Molecule: messenger RNA, 6647 nt
Organism: Anopheles stephensi (Asian malaria mosquito)
Lineage: Eukaryota; Metazoa; Arthropoda; Insecta; Diptera; Culicidae
Exons: 4
Coding region: 3479-5128 (549 amino acids)
Source: RefSeq, a predicted model, not a curated record
CCAUUAGUUGGAAGGUGCAUUGUGCUUUGUCCCGGAGCACUCAAUCAUCGACGGUGCGUGUCCCGGGCGCGUAAAGUGAACAUAUGGAAAAAGGGCGAAAGGAUGGAUUCCAGCACGUGACGGACGCUGUGUGCAUUUGUGCAUUUCGUAGGGUGCAAACACUUUACUGCGCAUCGCCGGAAAUGAUUUUGGCGGCGGUUUUCCAAUUCGUCACGCACAGGACGACAUUUGUGGCAAGCGUGUCAAAAUCGAUCAUGUCAAUUAUGAAGUGCCGGCUCAUCCCUUCGGCGUUCCUCUCGCUUCUAAUUGCCAAUCGACAGCAGAUCAAUCGAUUGUGGUGCUGAUUGGUUGAUGGGAAAACUCAUUCAUCACCGGUGGAAAGAGCAACCGAACGAACGUAACCCGUUUCCGGGAUAUGCACAAUCGUCGUCGACCCCUGAAAGGGAUUCGCUCUGACCCUUUCGGCAGAUUCGUUCCAGCGGUACAAGGACAUGCAUGCGGCACGGUUGAGUGUCAUGUUGAUUGAAAUGGAAAAGCGAUUGAAAAACGGAUUUCGUGCCGUGUAGUAGUAGCACAAUUGUAACCGAUACGCUUCAUAACUGAUGUUGCCCCUUACAUUUGCAUUCAUUACCAUUAACCUGCGGAAGCGAUGAUAGGGGGGGGCUUUCUGGCUAUCGUUCCGUUGGCUGCAAAGUUUUUUUUGUCGGGGUUUACGUUUGUUUUUAUCACAGCGAAUAAUUUCUGGAACGGAAGGAAGGCGAAGUGGUAUGGUGCACGCACUUCAAUUAAUCUACCGGAGGACAUCUGUGACCGGCGAAAGGAAUAAUUUACAUGUGUUUCUCUUGUGAGAAACAGCCUUUCCGAUUAAUGAUACACACAGAUGGGCUGUUCUCAAAACGGUACGCUGGAAGUAAUUAAUGAUUAAUUAUUAACCGAAUGUGAUGCGAUGGCGGCUUGAUUAAUUGUUUCCUGGAAGGCGACGAUUUAAUUUCUGUAGAAUGUUUGUUAACAUUAUUUAUUGAAGUUAUAGGUCACAAUUGCACACCACGAAAGUACUAUUUUAAUGGUUCCUAAUGGUGCCAAAGCAAAUAUUCUUUAUCGCCGAUGAUUUGUCCACGAGCUCAUGAUAGACGAUCCUCCUUGAUGGCAUUUGCGCUUGCAGAUACAAUAGCCUCUCGGCGGCUACUGUGAUGCUCGACGCGAAGAUGAUGUUAGUUAAUCUACCGUCAUACACAAUUACAAAUAUCAAUCAAAGUAGGCCCUCCAUAUGGUGUGCUCGGUGACAGGCAGUUCAAUAUUCGCACACGCACACCGAACGCCGAACGCUUCCCAUAGACUGGACCGCGUGUGACCAAGCUGCAUGUCAUAUUCCCGUGCGAACAGCACGGAAAGUGGAUCAUCGGUCGAAAUCGGAACUGCUGCAGCAGCAGCAGCCUUUGAUUGCACAAGAAAGCAAGAACCCAACGCAAAAGUACGUAUCGUCGCUUCCCAUGAGUGAGUGUGUGCUUCCUUCUCCCUUGUGUGUAACGAAAAAAAAGAAGAUAAGUCACGGCCAGUUUUCCCACCCGAAUGCUGGGAAUCGGGAAACAUUCCUAUGGGAACGGAGAAGAAUUCUGUGUACUUGUACGCGUGUGGCUGGCAGCAGCAGCAAACCACAAUCACGCACGCGGAUGUGUACGGCCCUUUUAAUGUGCGAAAGCGAAAAUGGUGGCAUUCUAUUAGAACGGUCCGUUGAUUGACACCGUUUCGGGUUGGUGAGUGUGCGUGCGUGUGAGCUGUGAUGUGAGAGUGAGUAAUAGUUCACUUCAGCGUUUAUACCGGCGGGGCCCAUCAGCGCUGUAGAAGCAAGUGAGAACGCGUGUGUAGACGCAUCCAUCUCACCCUUCUAAGUGCCGUGCGAGUGUGUAAGUGUUUGAAGCUUCGGGAAAUGUAAACAAGUAACGAUAAUUCGAGUGUUUUUCCGUGUACGUAGUGGGGUAAACAGAAGAGCAACAAAAAACCGACCGAAAAGUUAAGCGCGCGCGUGUGUGUGAUGGGGGGAAAAUGAUUACGACCCGUUGUGACGAAGCAAGGAACACCAACAACAACACUGGCUGGUACACACGCAAUCAACGCCUGCUGUGAUUGUGGGUAAAGUGUAGGUAAGGCUCCCGCGAUCGCAAUGAGGAUCGCCCAACGGCCUACCAACGCUAAAGUGCCGAAGAAGGGGUAAAACACAGCGAAGACUGCGGCCGUUGCCGGUUCACGUGGGAUUCCGCUUUUCCGUUCGGAUGUUUAUCAUUUUCCUUGUUUUAAUUGAGACGAUGGAAAAGUAAUGGUAGAAUCUGUAUUUGUCAAAAGAAGAAAUUCAGAAACUGGACUUUGGAAUUUUCUUCUUAAGAUCUGCAAGCCCCCUAAAGCCCGUAAACAUUGUGGCAUGCCAACGAAAUCAGAAAGAAUAUUGUUCUGGAUAAAUAUUCCCCUCAAAAUGAACACCCGGUGUGAAGGUUUGAAGAUGAACCGUUGAUGAACUCAUCUCCGUACGGGCAAAAGAGUCGAAAACAUCUGUCCAAAAGCAGGGCGAAAAGGAGACAGAGCAGCGUGCGUUCGGCACCGGUCGGGCGCCCAAGUUCAUUUGGGUUUCGCGAUGCCGACGCACUCGACAGCGGGCCUGCGACGUACAGCAUCGAAUAAACUUGAAACCAUCAUCGAGCAUGUAAGGUGUGCGUAGUGCCGUACCCAGCGCCCAGCAGCAUUGUAUCGAAUCCGUCCGGUGAAGGAUUGCGUGUUGCGGUGACGGUUGCAUUCUUCCACUGGCGAGCGUUUCGAGCGCGUCGUGUGGAACUCUCUGUGUCGCCGUACGGGAAAUCGGUUUUUGAUCGAUCAUUAGUGAAACGUUCGAUUUCGUUCGACAAAGCCGGGGCAACAUCAUCGAAACAUUCUAGGCCCAGUGUUGUGAGAAGGGGCCGUGUGCGUAUUAUUGUGCUAGAAGUGCGUGAAUUGGCGCUGGUAGCUAGACUCCGGCCAGCGGGAAAUGGAAGUGAAAUUAAAUUUGCCUCAUUAAGGGUUGAUUGGAUUUUUAAGCGAGGGUUGAUGGGUGCGCCUCCGUUUGUAGAGUGUGCAAAAAUUCCAACCGACAAAGUGUGUCCAUCCACAACGACUCCGCUGGAUGACGGUGUGCCAUAUGCUGUGUGUGGGUAAAGUGUCGUGUCGCGUUGCCAUUUAAUUUUGCGUCCUGUCCCCGAGAACCAGAACGUCCGCACUUUUUUCUUUACCCGAGUGAUAAGUUGCAAGUAAAAGAGACUGCUCAGUGGUAGUAGUCUCUAUUUCAGUCCAGAGUACAGAGUGAGCAGCAAGUGGAUUUUGAAGUCAGUCGUUCUGUGACGAAUCGAAAUCGAAUCAAGCACAAAAGCGAAUCGAAAGUGAAGUUGAAAACACAACGGAGAAAGUGCAAGGAAGUGUGACUGUUCAGAAUUACGUCCGGAGGAUUACCAAGACGAUGACCAUGUCGCAUCUACUGAAGCAAACUAAGAAAUGCUGUGCGAAGAUCAUUCGCAAGCUCUCCUUCAACCCAGUCUCCACCACGAACGGCAGCAGUGCGGCAGAUCAGUCACCCACCAACAACGGCCACGGAUUGAACAAUCGCAUUACGGCGAAGUACGUCCUCCACAAAAACUGCACACCGACCCGGUGUAAGGUUCAGCCGAGAGAUGCGACCCUCGUGGACGAUGUAGCCGUGGAAGGUUGGAUGGAAACGCGUAUUGCACAGGACAAUGGGUUCUAUCCGCUUGGCGACGGAGGAUCUCCAAAUCCAUCUCCACCGCCCAUUCCCGAGACGCAGAACAACUACAAGCUCAGCCGAAGCAUGAAGAACCUUCCGAAGAAGCGCACCAACAUCACGAGCAACAAGAACGUUAACCUGCGCAAGUGCUUCCGGCUCCGCUCGAAGACCUUCGAUGGACCGCUAACGGAUGGCGUCUCGAUGGAACGAACUGCGGUGGAAACGCUCGGAAGUUCACCCUCCAUCGUUGAUGCAGCGGGUGUGGCGAAUGAACGGCGGGAAGUGGUGACCGCUGACUCGAUGACACUGGCGAGCAACAACAGCAGCAGCCGGUUGAUCGGUGCAAAGCUGGACAAGAUCAGCAAAAGUUUGAUGCGUGCUGGCGAUGGGGAAGGAUCGCUGGACAUCGCGAAACCACUGUUCCUGUCGGCGAGCAAACAUCGGCGCAGCAACUACAAUCACAUCGAGGGUGAUGAUGAGGAUACGGCGAGAGGUGGCGGAGCGGGUGAUCUGCAACCGCGUUGGAGGCAGGACGAGGAGCUAAUCCUAACAUCGGCGGCCAGUACAACCACACUGGGCAGGAGGGAACACCGGCUAGAGCAAGAAACGACCCUGUCCACUAUGGUGGAAGAGGACGCUGUCGGGCAGACUCCGUCGGUGAUGGAAAGGCUUACGGUAGCCGAGACGGCCGCUGCGCUUCUCUUCGAGAAGGUGAAGUACGAUCGCACCAAGCGUUACCUGAUCGAUCAGCUUACGGACGGUACGGGUGGAGGAGCAGGCGGAGGUACCCCGAGCUCCUCGUCCUGCUGCUCAUCGCCCUUCCAUCUGGCGAAAAGUGAAGACUUUGUCGACCCCUGGAAGAACUACAACAUUCGCGGCGGUGCCAGCUGGGAUAAGGUGUCGAAGAGUCCUUGGGAUUCCUCAGCCAAACCGAGCCCUGUCCGUGGUGGUCCGGAUGUGUGUAAGGCGCUCUCCGCCUCCAUUCAACCAGCUUUAGAUCUCCCGCAACAGCAGCACCAGCAAACCAUCCCAGCCCAGUACCAUCAACCGAUGCGAACACACUGGAAUCCGUUCGAGUAUUCGCCGGCACAUCUGGCACGGCUUGCAUCGGCAGGGUCUCAGCAGACUCCACCGCCACAUCAGCCACAGCAGUACCGGCCAGCGUUCCAGGUGCAAACGGACGUGUGGGAGAAUCUCAACAGCAAACACUACGAGAUCGAUACGGAUGUGGUGUGGCGAUCGACCCGUUGCUCUUCCCGACGCACCAGCGCCAGCACAGUGGAGACGUGGAUCGACGACGAAACGUUCGACAACUCGUUCAACGAGGAGCUGGAGCGUCGCUGUGCUACACUCAAGAUCUGCGAGUAAGUUGCAGAGCAGUAGUAGUAGCAGCAACAGCAGCAUUUGACAUCAUGAUUCCGUCCACUAGAGCAGAGGACCACUAGAGCGGAAGCGACACUCCUUCUCUUCCAUUGACAAACACUACUUGUUGGAAGACUGUUUGAAGUGAGUGCGUGCGUGUCCGCCUCGAGAGAGAGAGAGGGAGAGAGAGAGAGAGAGAGAGAGAGAGAGAGAGAGAGAGAGAUAUCAUGCGGCCAUCGAAGAAAGGGGAAGGAUUUCGUACAUGAUAAUUAUUUUCUUGUGAUACCUAGAGUACCGUGUAGUAUGCGUUUUUAUGUUUUAUUUUUAUUUUGCUGUUUACAGUAGUGCUUUAAUUAACUUUUAUUACCAGAAUUACAAUUAAAUUUUUGUUUUUUUUUGUAAGCCACCUUUAGAGCUCUAAGACCGGGAGUGAUUAGUAGUAGGCGAUGAGGAACGCAAAAGAGGAUGAAUACUACCAGCUGUCACAAUGUGUGUUUACAUGGUCGAGUUGAAGAGUUCAAACGCAGUAUUGCCCUAAUGUAAAUAAUCGAUCAUAUAUUAAUGGAGGUUAUGUCACACCUUUUUACCAAGAACCUUGUCAUGAUGCAAUCAGGAAGAGAGAAAGAGAGAAGUCAAUCAGCAGGGAGCCAUAGACAUUUGGGAGGAAAAACGUCCAGCAAGCAAAGCAGACUCCCGAAGUCCGGCUCUUUAAUUGAGAACGUGAAGCUUUAAUUAGUGUUUGUAUUCACGGUGUGUGUGUGUCGCCAUGGUUAGUUAAACACGUUCAGUUUUCUUUUCUCACCUACCAAUCCAAACAAACACGCACACAGAAAACACCUAAAAGAGAUUAGGCAAAGGAACAUCGAAACAGCGUCCAUUAGGCAAACUCGGCUCGUGAUUGAAAGGAAAUCGUGGUACGGUGAAUUAGGGAAGCAAACACACACACACAAACAUGAAGAAGAAACGAAGCUAAUAGAGGGGGAUCAGAUCAGAAGUCAGGCUCAGCAACCUCAGCAGCAACGAUCAGGGAUAAUUAUCUGUGGGAACGAACGAACGUACAAAAGCAAACCCUGUGGCGACUGUGAAAGGUGAGGUUAGAACCGAUCUAAGUAGCCGCCGCGUUGCGAUGGUGUGUGUGUGUGUGUGUGUGCGUGUAUUGCUACAGAAGCAAGAAGAAGCAAUGGAUGCUUGAUCUCAUCAUCAGGUUGAUCUGUCUCGGCGUGGAGAUGGACAAACCUGUUUACUUUACCGACCGGCCGACUCCGCGCGUCGGGAAUUGGGGGGAGAACAGGAAGAGGAAGCAGAAAAUGAUUGUAUUUUGGGAGUGAGAAGAAGAAGAAGGAGUGUGAUUAUAUUCUUGAUAACUGUAUAAGAGAGAGAAUUCCAGUACACUUACACCCACAGUCGUUAGGAUUAGUUUGUACAGAAGCCGCGAAACCGCGGGAGCCGAAAAGCUUAUAAAUGAUUAUUAAAUACAAAAACUACGAGAGAAAAAAAUGAGAUGAAUUAAUGCAACAAAAAAAAA